AUGUAUGAUCAGCUUUUUGUCGAUCAAAAGCUUCAAACACAAAAGAAGGAAGUAAACACAGAACAACAACAAACAAAACGUAUAAAAAUGGUCACCACACCUCUUCAGGCUAUUCUCAAAGAUGAUAACGAAAGUGUAUUAAAUACAUUAAGAAAAGGACGGAGAAUUGCAUCUGAUGUCUUAUUAGACAUCUCUAUCAUCAUAGAGCUCAUAGUGAAAGAUUAUUUACAGAGCCAUUUCUUUGGUAAAAGAUCAAGAACCCCUUCAAGCGAAGAAAGCAGACAUCAGUGCAGCAGUGAAUAUUCUGAAAACUGGAUUAUACAAGAUGAUUACAAACGACGACCACCCUUCGUUCUCAAGAAAAAUGAAGAAAAAACCUGCUAUAAACAAAUUACUUCAUAUCUCGACACAGUUUGGAAAGCUGAUGUCAGCAAAUUAGGCUUAUAUAUCAAAGCAGACCUUGAGAACGUCACCGAUCUUGCGCCUUUUGAAGAUAAAGAAUGGUACUUCAAAAUUGAAUGUACAAGUUGCCAUGAGGUUGACAACAGCUGGAUUUCGUUCAAUCGACAAGAUACUUAUGACAUGAGUGGCUCUCGAGGUUCUGCUAAUUUGGUCAUGCGCUGCAAAUUUUGCAAGCGUGAAGGCACUGCACAAUUCGAGCCUUCUUUCAAAAUAAAGAAUUACAGCAUUGAAGAAAACGGAAAGUUCCAGCAAAUUGCUCAGUUUGAUUGUCGUGGAUUGGAACUUGUUGAUUUUCAAGCAAAAGAUUCAUGGUCUGCAAAGGGUGCAGAGACCGAGACAACCUUUGACGACAUUGACCUUUCUGAAGGAGAAUGGGCUGAUUAUGAUGAGAAGGCAGGAGAGCCUGUAGGUAUCAGCAAUAUUGAAGUUGAAUUCAGAAAAGAGAAAUAAAUAUAAUCUACUAGGAGUAAAUGUCUAAACUCCAGAAGGAGAACCGUGUUCGAUACGGU
Rhizopus microsporus ATCC 52813 is the source of this 971-nucleotide messenger RNA. Its product is annotated as DUF866-domain-containing protein. Gene Ontology annotation, molecular function: zinc ion binding. The transcript is spliced from 8 exons. The coding region runs from base 1 to 912 and encodes 303 amino acids. Lineage: Eukaryota; Fungi; Mucoromycota; Mucoromycetes; Mucorales; Rhizopodaceae. The record is from RefSeq and is a predicted model, not a curated record.